AUGACUAUCCUAGUGCAUAUUGUUGAUUGUUCAGAGUACAAAGGAAAAGAUCUAGAAAUGUUAAAGAGAUAUAUCCAUGACUGGACCUUUGAUACUAAGUGCAUCAUAUCUGGGGCCCAUUUGAAGUGUAACUGUGUACUGAGAUGUUGCAUGCAGAAUGGACUACCAGCUCUGUAUAAAGUUAAGGACUUGAUAGAAGACAAGGCUUUGAAGGGCAGAGUGAUGCUGGAGAUGAGGAGGGACAUCAGAGCAGUGCUGUGGAAUAGCAAUAUUUAUUACAGUAACAAUGGGGAUGGCAGCUCAUCCAGAAAUUCUGGUUUUCAUGGUAUCAUAAUGGCAGCAAGUAGUGGCAUGGAGGACAUGAUGGUUUCAGACAAGGACUUAAAACAUCAGAUUCCAAAAUUGUCCCAAUCUGAGGCUGGCAGAAAGCUACUUGAAUAUCAGUUAGUAGGCAUGCUUACUGCAUUGGCUCCUAUAGGCACCAAGAGUGAUGGUCAUUUUGUACCAUUUAGAGAACUUGAUGGUUCCCUAUAUCACAUCUUUAACCAUCAGUUGCUCUCUGCUCAUGAGGUACAGAAAUCUUACCCAGUGACAGCUUUGCAGGCAUUGGCUGUUUAA
Molecule: messenger RNA, 618 nt
Organism: Guyanagaster necrorhizus
Lineage: Eukaryota; Fungi; Basidiomycota; Agaricomycetes; Agaricales; Physalacriaceae
Exons: 3
Coding region: 1-618 (205 amino acids)
Source: RefSeq, a predicted model, not a curated record